Ochotona princeps (American pika) is the source of this 5100-nucleotide messenger RNA. It is a transcript of the gene CLASP1, whose product is annotated as cytoplasmic linker associated protein 1. Gene Ontology annotation, molecular function: microtubule binding; kinetochore binding. The transcript has 40 exons. Lineage: Eukaryota; Metazoa; Chordata; Mammalia; Lagomorpha; Ochotonidae. Gene Ontology annotation, cellular component: mitotic spindle; microtubule organizing center; cytoplasmic microtubule. Gene Ontology annotation, biological process: mitotic spindle assembly. The record is from RefSeq and is a predicted model, not a curated record. Bases 288 to 4982 code for a protein of 1564 amino acids.
AAUGGACUGCUGAAUUAUGAAGUAUUUCAAGCCCAGUAGUAGAAGACCGUCACUCUGCCACUCACUCCUGUAUCUCCUGCUAGUUAUUUAAAUUGGACUUUUAAUAUCCUGCCAGCUGCUUUUCCGACACACAUGGUGCAUUGUUGCCAUUCCCGGGAUUGCAUCUUUGAAACACAGGCUGCUUGGAACCCUCAGCGAACAAAGAGGCGACCUCCCGGAUCCGGUCCUGGGAGGGAGGCGUCCUGACUGGCCUCUAGCCUUCGCCGGAUCUGGAUUUGAAUUUCACCAUGGAGCCUCGCAUGGAGUCCUGCCUGGCUCAGGUGCUGCAGAAGGAUGUGGGCAAACGGCUGCAGGUCGGCCAAGAACUGAUAGACUACUUCUCAGACAAGCAGAAGUCUGCUGACCUGGAGCAUGAUCAGACCAUGUUAGAUAAGCUUGUGGAUGGACUUGCUACCUCUUGGGUGAACUCUAGCAAUUACAAGGUGGUUCUUCUGGGCAUGGACAUCCUGUCCGCCUUGGUGACCCGGCUGCAGGAUCGGUUCAAGGCGCAGAUCGGCACAGUGCUGCCAAGUCUGAUAGACAGACUGGGGGACGCUAAAGACUCUGUGAGGGAGCAGGACCAGACGCUGCUGCUAAAGAUCAUGGAUCAAGCUGCUAACCCCCAGUACGUCUGGGACAGGAUGCUCGGAGGCUUCAAACACAAGAACUUCCGCACGCGGGAAGGCAUCUGUCUGUGCCUCGUUGCCACCCUUACUGCCUCUGGAGCGCAGACUCUAACACUAAGCAAGAUCGUGCCGCACAUAUGUAACUUACUUGGAGACCCAAACAGCCAGGUUCGAGAUGCAGCCAUAAACAGCUUAGUGGAAAUUUACAGACAUGUAGGAGAACGUGUGAGGGCAGAUCUCAGUAAAAAAGGAUUGCCACAGUCGCGGUUGAAUGUAAUUUUUACAAAGUUUGAUGAGGUUCAAAAAUCUGGAAACAUGAUACAAUCUGCAAAUGAUAAGAACUUCGACGAUGAAGACUCUGUAGAUGGUAACAGGCCCUCCUCUGCCAGCUCCACAUCAUCCAAGGCGCCGCCAGGCUCUCGGAGAAAUGUCGGCACGGCUCCCACGCGCAGACUGGGCUCCAAGUCGUCAGCUGCAAAAGAAGGUGCUGGUGCUGUUGACGAAGAAGACUUUAUUAAAGCAUUUGAUGAUGUGCCUGUUGUGCAGAUUUACUCCAGCCGAGACCUUGAGGAAUCCAUAAACAAAAUUAGGGAAAUCUUAUCUGAUGACAAGCAUGACUGGGAGCAGCGGGUGAAUGCUUUAAAAAAGAUCAGAUCUUUACUUUUGGCUGGUGCUGCUGAGUACGAUAACUUCUUUCAACAUUUGCGUCUUUUGGAUGGAGCGUUUAAGCUCUCUGCUAAGGACCUGCGGUCUCAGGUAGUGCGGGAGGCUUGUAUCACGCUGGGGCAUCUGUCGUCAGUUCUGGGGAACAAGUUUGAUCAUGGAGCUGAAGCCAUUAUGCCAACCAUCUUUAAUUUAAUUCCAAACAGUGCCAAAAUUAUGGCCACGUCUGGUGUUGUAGCUGUUAGGUUAAUCAUCCGGCAUACACAUAUCCCUAGGCUAAUACCUGUUAUAACAAGCAACUGUACCUCCAAGUCGGUUGCAGUCAGAAGGCGCUGUUUUGAAUUUUUAGACUUGCUUUUACAAGAGUGGCAGACACAUUCACUGGAAAGACAUAUAUCAGUGUUAGCAGAAACAAUCAAGAAGGGAAUCCACGAUGCUGAUUCUGAAGCCAGGAUAGAAGCCAGAAAAUGCUACUGGGGCUUCCACAGUCACUUCAGCAGAGAAGCCGAGCACUUGUACCACAGCCUGGAGUCCUCCUACCAGAAAGCCCUGCAGUCUCAUCUGAAGAAUUCCGACAGCAUCGUGUCCCUGCCUCAUUCUGACCGGUCCUCGUCCAGUUCCCAAGAGAGCCUCAACCGGCCACUGUCUGCCAAAAGAAGUCCAACAGGAAGCACCACAUCGAGAGCUUCCACAGUUAGCACCAAGUCUGUGUCGACCACGGGUUCCCUGCAGCGGUCGCGAAGUGACAUCGAUGUGAACGCGGCAGCCAGUGCCAAAUCCAAGGUUUCCUCGUCUUCAGGUGCCACUCCCUUCAGCUCAGCAGCGGCUUUGCCUCCAGGCUCCUAUGCCUCACUAGGUCGGAUCCGCACGAGACGGCAGAGCUCUGGCAGUGCCUCCAACGUCGCCUCCACGCCCUCUGACAGUCGGGGCCGCAGCCGCGCCAAAGUGGUGUCCCAGUCCCAGCGAUCCAGAUCUGCUAAUCCUGCUGGUGCUGGCAGCCGAUCGAGUUCCCCAGGCAAGUUGUUGGGAAGCAGUUAUGGUGGACUUGCUGGGGGUUCCUCAAGAGGCCUACCUGUGACAUCAUCUUCAGAGAAACGCAGCAAGAUUCCCAGGAGUCAGGGAUGCAGCCGGGAAACAAGCCCGAACCGCAUCGGAUUAGCACGGAGCAGCCGUAUCCCUCGACCCAGCAUGAGUCAGGGGUGCAGCCGCGAUACCAGCCGUGAGAGCAGCCGCGAUACAAGCCCUGCUCGGGGCUUUCCUCCACUCGACCGGUAUGGACUUGGCCAGACGGGAAGAAUGCCGGGCUCUGUGAGCGCCAUGCGCGUCCUGAGCACCAGCACAGACCUGGAAGCUGCGGUUGCCGACGCUCUGCUGUUAGGAGACUCCAGGAGCAAGAAGAAGCCGGUGAGGAGGAGAUACGAGCCAUACGGGAUGUAUUCUGAUGACGAUGCCAACAGUGACGCCUCAAGUGUUUGCUCCGAGCGCUCCUACGGCUCCAGGAAUGGCGGCAUCCCCCAUUAUCUGCGGCAGACCGAGGAUGUGGCCGAGGUUCUCAACCACUGUGCUAGCUCAAACUGGUCUGAGAGGAAAGAGGGACUUCUGGGCCUGCAGAACCUCCUGAAGAGCCAGAGGACGCUGAGUCGAGUAGAGUUGAAAAGACUAUGUGAAAUCUUCACCCGGAUGUUUGCUGACCCUCACAGCAAGAUGGCUGAUUCAGAAGCAGAGUGUGAGGAGAAAGAAGGAAAUUUGUUUCCAUCAGAAGUCUCUUGUACAGUUUUCAGUAUGUUUUUGGAGACUUUAGUGGAUUUUAUAAUAAUUCAUAAGGAUGACUUGCAAGACUGGCUUUUUGUUCUUCUCACACAACUACUUAAGAAGAUGGGAGCAGAUUUGCUGGGGUCCGUACAAGCCAAAGUGCAGAAGGCUCUAGACGUGACGAGGGAUUCCUUUCCAUUUGAUCAACAAUUUAACAUUUUGAUGCGAUUUAUUGUGGAUCAAACUCAAACUCCAAACCUCAAGGUCAAAGUUGCAAUCCUGAAAUACAUUGAGUCUCUGGCCAGACAGAUGGAUCCAACAGAUUUCAUCAACUCCAGCGAGACAAGGCUGGCUGUUUCUAGGAUCAUCACCUGGACAACAGAACCAAAGAGUUCAGACGUGAGAAAGGCCGCACAAAUUGUGCUCAUCUCUCUGUUUGAAUUGAACACUCCUGAAUUUACUAUGUUACUUGGUGCCUUGCCAAAAACAUUCCAGGAUGGUGCCACCAAACUCCUGCAUAACCACCUCAAGAAUUCCAGCAACACCAGUGUGGGCUCUCCAAGCAAUACAAUGGGCCGCACGCCCUCCCGGCACCCCAGCAGCAGGACCAGCCCCCUGACCUCACCCACAAACUGCUCCCACGGAGGACUGUCUCCAAGUCGGUUAUGGGGUUGGAGUGCCGAUGGGCUCUCGAAGCACCCACCUCCCUUUUCUCAGCCUAACUCCAUUCCCACCGCUCCCUCCCACAAGACUCUCAGGCGCCCUUACUCUCCCAGCAUGCUGGACUACGACACAGAGAACCUGAACUCUGAAGAAAUCUAUAGUUCUCUGCGUGGAGUCACAGAAGCCAUCGAAAAGUUCAGUUUCCGAAGCCAAGAGGAUCUGAAUGAGCCUAUUAAACGGGACGGUAGAAAAGACUGUGACAGUGUGUCCCGCGAUGGUGGAGCUGCGUCUCCUGCCACUGAAGGCCGGGGAGGCGGAGAAGUAGAAGGAGGCAGGACAGCUCUGGAUAACAAGACCUCGCUCCUCAACACCCAGCCUCCACGCGCCUUUCCUGGGCCACGUGCACGAGACUACAAUCCUUUCCCCUACUCUGACACCAUCAACACCUAUGACAAGACAGCGCUAAAGGAGGCUGUGUUUGACGAUGACAUGGAGCAGCUUCGAGAUGUGCCCAUCGACCAUUCCGACCUAGUGGCCGACCUUCUGAAAGAGCUGUCGAACCACAAUGAGCGCGUGGAGGAGCGCAAGGGCGCCCUGCUGGAGCUGCUCAAGAUCACACGGGAGGACAGCUUGGGCGUGUGGGAGGAGCACUUCAAGACCAUCCUGCUGCUGCUCCUGGAGACACUGGGUGACAAAGACCAUUCCAUCCGCGCACUAGCGCUCAGAGUUCUGAGAGAAAUCCUGAGAAACCAGCCAGCAAGAUUCAAAAACUACGCUGAGCUAACAAUCAUGAAGACUCUGGAAGCCCACAAAGACUCCCAUAAAGAGGUGGUGAGAGCCGCUGAGGAGGCCGCGUCCACAUUGGCCAGUUCCAUCCACCCCGAGCAGUGCAUCAAGGUGCUCUGUCCCAUCAUCCAGACGGCCGACUACCCCAUCAACCUGGCCGCCAUCAAGAUGCAGACCAAAGUGGUGGAGAGGAUCGCCAAGGAGUCCCUGCUGCAGCUGCUGGCCGACAUCAUCCCGGGCCUGCUGCAGGGUUAUGACAACACGGAGAGCAGCGUCCGCAAGGCCAGUGUGUUUUGCUUAGUGGCGAUUUAUUCCGUAAUCGGAGAAGACCUGAAGCCUCACCUGGCACAGCUCACGGGGAGCAAGAUGAAGUUGCUCAACUUGUACAUAAAGCGAGCCCAGACCACCAACAGCAACAGCAGCUCCUCCUCGGACGUGUCCACACACAGCUAAUGGCGGUACCCACACACAGCUGGUGCCUCGGAGACCUCUCCCCGCCCCUCCCUGGCUGCCCAGGCCGCACAAGGAGGCCCGCCGAUAUUUAUUACAAUCAGUAUUUUGGUCCCUUCCA